Molecule: messenger RNA, 4047 nt
Organism: Hydra vulgaris (swiftwater hydra)
Lineage: Eukaryota; Metazoa; Cnidaria; Hydrozoa; Anthoathecata; Hydridae
Product: phosphoribosylformylglycinamidine synthase
Biological process (GO): 'de novo' IMP biosynthetic process
Molecular function (GO): phosphoribosylformylglycinamidine synthase activity
Source: RefSeq, a predicted model, not a curated record
UACAUAUUAGUAAAAUAGUAUUACAUGGAAGUUUUACAUUUAUUCAAGUCACCUGGGUUAAAUGAAUCGUUCAGUCAAUUACUAGUUAAGAAAAUAGAACAGAGUUUACCAUAUUUUAAAUUUAAUAUAAAAACUGAAGUUUGCUUUAAUAUUGGUUACACCAGAGAUAUAGAAUGCAAUGAAUUGGCUCAGCUUAAAUGGCUUUUAGCUAAUAGUUUUGAAGAACACAAUGUUUCAGAUACAUCAAACUUGUUGAUCGAAAAUGGCUUCUUUAUUGAAGUAGGUCCACGGUUAAACUUUGCUACUCCUUUUUCAACAAAUGCUGUUUCAAUAUGUCAUAGUAUUGGCUUGAAUAAUAUCAAAAGAAUCGAAAUGUCAAGAUGUUAUGUUUUUGAAAUAAAUUGUUCCAAUAAAGAGUCACUUUCAACUUUAGAAUUCAACAAAAUAAAAAACAUUGUUGAAAACUUUCUUUACGAUAAAAUGACAGAAAUGCCAUACAUUAGCAAACUUAAAUCUUUUACAGUUAAUGAAAAACCAAAUGAGGUAUAUGAAAUAGAUAUUUUAGGUAAAGGAAAAGCUGCUUUAGAGACUGCUAAUGUUGACUUGGGCUUAGCUUUUGAUGAGUGGGAUUUGAAUUAUUAUACGCAACUAUUUCAAGAAAAAGUAUGUCGCAAUCCAACAAAUGUAGAAUGUUUUGAUCUUGGACAAUCUAACAGUGAACAUUCUAGACAUUGGUUUUUUAAAGGUAAAAUCAUUUUUGAUGGAAAAGAAAAAGAGAAAUGCUUAAUGGACAUGGUAUGUGGUACCCAGCUAUUUUCUAACAACAACAAUGUUAUUAAGUUUUCAGAUAACAGCAGUGCAAUUGAAGGUUUUGUUGUGCGUGUACUUGUGCCAAAAGUUUGUUUUGAAGUUGGUGAAUAUAUAGAGAAAGAAAAGUUAAGACACAUCAUUUUCACUGCAGAAACACACAACUUUCCGACUGGUGUUGCUCCAUUUCCUGGGGCCACAACUGGUACUGGAGGUCGUAUAAGAGAUGUACAAGCAACAGGGCGUGGUGCACAUGUAAUUGCUGGAACUGCUGGCUAUUGUUUUGGAAAUUUGAAGAUUCCUGGAUAUGAAUUACCAUGGGAAAAUGAUUAUAAAUAUCCUACAAAUUUUGCAUUGCCAUUGCAAAUCUGUAUUGAAGCCAGCAAUGGUGCAUCUGAUUAUGGAAAUAAGUUUGGUGAACCAUUGAUUGCUGGUUUUGCACGUUCUUUUGCCAUGGAUUUAUAUGAUGGAGAAAGAUAUGAAUGGAUUAAGCCUAUAAUGUUUAGCGGUGGAAUUGGUUCUAUAGAAAGUAACCAUGUAAUCAAAAGCAAAGCAAGUGUUGGUAUGCAAGUAGUAAAAGUGGGUGGACCUGUUUAUCGUAUUGGUGUUGGUGGUGGUGCUGCUUCUUCUAUUCAUGUCCAAGGUGACAAUUCAUUACAACUUGACUUCAAUGCUGUUCAAAGAGGUGAUCCAGAGAUGGAGCAAAAGAUGAACAGGGUUAUACGUUCUUGCAUAGAGAUGGAUGAAAAUAAUCCAAUUAAAAGUAUUCAUGAUCAAGGAGCAGGUGGAAAUGGUAACGUUUUAAAAGAAAUUUGUGAUCCAGCUGGUGCAAUCAUUAGAGCUAAGGAUUUUGAGUUAGGGGAUCCAACAUUGUCUUUAAUGGAAAUAUGGGGUGCUGAGUACCAAGAAAGUAAUGCUUUACUAAUAGAAUCAAAGGAUAUCAGUAUUCUGAAAAAAAUUGCACAACGUGAAAAAGUAUCUGUUUGUGUGGUUGGAGAAAUUACUGGUGAUGGGAGAGUUGUAUUACAGAGUAAUGAAGAACCUUCGGACAAAAACACUAUUCAAAAAGACCCUUUUGAUCUCCCACUUGAUAUUGUUCUAGGAAAAAUGCCACAAAAGAUAUUUGAAGUAACAUCAAUUGAAAAGAUUUUAUCACCUUUAAUAUUACCUGAGGGUAUAGAUUUACUUUCUGCUUUGGAAAGAGUAUUAAGGUUGCCAUCGGUUGCAAGUAAACGUUAUUUAACUAACAAGGUUGAUAGAUCCGUAACAGGGCUUAUUGCUCAGCAGCAGUGCGUUGGACCUCUUCACACGCCUUUAGCAGAUGUAGCAAUAAUAGCUUUGUCUCACUUUGAUGUUGCUGGUUCAGCUACUUCUAUUGGUGAACAACCGGUGAAGAUGUUUAUUGAUCCUAAGAAAGGUGCACGUCUAACUGUUGCUGAAGCAUUCACUAAUCUAGUAUUUGCAAAGAUUUCAGAUAUAAAGGAUAUUAAAUGUAGCGCUAAUUGGAUGUGGCCGGCAAAACUACCAGGGGAAGGAUCGAGAAUAUACGAAGCUUGUGAAGCAAUGUGUGAUAUGCUGUCUUCAUUGGGAGUAGCUGUUGAUGGCGGAAAAGAUUCGUUAAGUAUGGCAGCUAGAGUGGAGAGUAAAGUUGUAAAAGCUCCUGGCUCUCUUGUAGUAUCAUUAUACGCACCUUGUCCUGACGUUCGUAAAAAAGUCACUCCUGAUUUUAAAGUUUCUGGAAAUGAAAUUCUUUUCCUUAAAAUGAAUGAAAUUUCAAAAUGGAGAGUCGGUGGAAGUGCAUUGGCUCAGGUGUUUAGACAAAUUGGAAAUGAUUCGCCAGAUAUUAGCGAUUUUCAGAUGUUUUCACAAGCAUUUAUAGCCACACAAGCGUUAAUUGGUCAAAGUUUAAUUGUAUCAGGUCAUGACAUAUCUGAUGGUGGUUUGAUAACGUCGUUAUUAGAAAUGGCAUUUGCUGGCGACUUAUCAUUUAAUGUUGAGUUAGAAAGCAUCAUAACAAGCAACGAUAAAUUAUUAGACAUUUUGUUUGCGGAAGAACCUUCUCUUUUACUUGAAGUUCAGAGCAAUCAUACCAGUGAUGUGAUUCAUUUUUAUAAAUCAGUAAACAUUGAAUGUGUUAAAAUCGGUCAUAUCACAAGUUGCAAAAAUGUUGUUAUUUCGCUAUCAGGUAAUGAGGUGUUGAAUCACGACAUGAAAAACCUUCGAGAUAUAUGGGAAGCUACAAGCUUUCAGUUAGAGCGCUUACAAUCCAAUCCGUUUUGCGUAGAAGAGGAAGAAAGAACUUUAAAGUUACGCCACACACCUUGUUACACUCUUUCAUUUAAUCCUGACGAGUAUCGUUUAACAAUUAAUGAGCAAAAAAAACCCAAUGUUGCAGUUUUACGAGAAGAAGGUAGUAAUGGCGAUCGUGAAAUGGCAUCUGCGUUUCAUAUGGCUGGAUUCAAUGUUUAUGAUGUUACCAUGCAAGAAUUGUGCGAUGGAAAAAUAACAUUAGAUAUUUUUAAAGGAAUUGUAUUUGUGGGAGGGUUUAGUUAUGCAGAUGUGUUUGGGUCAGCAAAAGGAUGGGCGUCAAUAUUAAAGUUUAAUGAUCGUGCAAAGCAUGAAUUAGAAGUGUUUCGAAAACGAUCAGACACGUUUAGCUUAGGUGUUUGUAAUGGUUGUCAACUUAUGGCUUUGCUUGGAUGGGUUGGUAAAAUUAAUACCGAUGAAAAUGCUUUUCCAGAACAAGGUGUUUGUUUCACUACUAAUUCUUCCGGACGGUUUGAAUCUCGAUUUGUUAACGUUAAAAUUGUUAAAAGUUCAUCUUUGAUGUUAGCCGGUAUGGAGGGUUCACUACUCGGUAUUUGGGUGUCUCAUGGCGAAGGAAAAUUAAAUUGCCUUAACGAUGAUGUUUUUCAAAAUAACAAUAAAAAUAAUAUUCCGAUACUAUACGCUGAUGACGAUGGAUUUGCUACAACUAAAUAUCCGUACAAUCCAAAUGGUUCACCGAAUGGUAUUGCGGCAAUUUGUUCUAGCGAUGGACGACAUUUAGCAAUGAUGCCUCAUCCAGAAAGAUGUACGGUCAUGUGGCAAUGGCCAUGGGCACUUCAACAGUGGUAUGGUUUCAAUAAAUCGCCUUGGCUGCGAAUGUUUUAUAAUGCAUACGAUUGGUGUGUUUCCAAUAAAAAUAUUUAAAAAAUAUAUUAAAUAAAUCAAAACUAUUUCGACUAGUUAAAUGUUAAA